UAUAAUGUAACAAUUUAGGUGCUACAGUGUAACCAACAAAGUGUCAGUGAAAACCGAGCGCGUCAGUCGCCGUUGCGCCCUUCUUCCCUCUCGCCGCGGAUGUAGGCUGCAAGAGACCAACCUCGGACAUCAAAUGACAUUUGUAACAGAGGCGCCGCCAGAGGGAACGGGACUGACUCAUAACACAAUCAUAUGAGGCUGAUGUAUGUUUCCAGUGAGGAGACUACAGUCCUCAGGAGCCACAUAGCACCUCCCCUCCACCUCCACCACCAUCUCCUCUUCCUUUGUCUAGGGGCAUGCCUUCUGAACCCAGCCUCAGCAGUAGGGAGAUGCUGACAGGACAGAGGCUCUGUCAGUCAAAGUCCCACCAGGACUCAGUCCUCUCUGCCCUCAACCAGCAGAGGAAGGAUGGCUUGCUGUGUGACGUCACCCUGGUCGCCGGUGAGCAGAAGUUCCACGCCCACAAAGCCGUCCUGGCAGCGUGCAGCGAUUACUUCAGGGCUAUGUUCAGCUUGUGCAUGGUGGAGAGUGAGGCAGACGAAGUGACUCUGCAAGGAGUGACCAGCGUUGGGCUGAAGCACGCUUUGGACUUCGCCUACACUGGACAGAUACUGCUGGAACCGGCAGUGAUCCAGGACGUCCUGUCUGCAGGCAGCCACCUUCAGCUGCUGGAGCUCCUUAGCCUGUGCUCCCACUACCUCAUCCAGGAACUGAGCAGUGUGAACUACCUGGAGCUGUACCGUGUGGCCGACCUGUUCCACCUCCCCGCCUUAGAGGAGGCCGUGGUGGGCUUCCUGGUGGAGCAUCUGUCUGAGCUGAGCCAGAGCAGGCAGGACGAGGCCCUGCAGCUGCCCUACCGCCUCCUCAGGGAGGUGCUGAAGAGCGACCGCCUCACAUCCCUGAGCGAGGAGGAGAUAUGGAAGUUGGUCGCUCUGUGGCUGGAACACGACUGUCGCUACCAGUACACUGAGGAUCUACUCCAACACGUCCGAUAUGGCCUGAUGGACGUCCCCACACUGCACCACCUUGCCCAUAGCCACCCUCUGGUCCAGUCCAGCCCUACUGCUUCCGCCCUUGUGGAGGAGGCCCUGGACUACCACCACGCCACCUUCGCCCAGCCCCUCCACCAGUCAGCCCGCACCAGGCCUCGCUUCCAGUCUCUCACCCUCUACAUACUUGGCGGGCGGAAGCGGGAGGUGAGCAGAGUCAGGGAGCUGAGGUACUUCAACCCGGCUGCACAGGAGCAUGUACGCGUCGCAGGUGGGUCGAACUGGAGCGAGCUGGCGCCCAUGCCCACUGGGCGCAGCCACCACUGUGUGGCCGUAAUGGGGAACUUCCUAUUUGUUGUGGGUGGGGAGGUGGAGCAUGCCACUGGGAGGACAUGUGCAGUGAGGACUGCUUGUCGAUACGACCCCCGGGGCAACUGUUGGACUGAGAUUGCCCCCAUGAAGGCCUGCAGGGAACACUUUGUCCUGGGUGCUCUGGGUCAGUACCUGUACGCAGUGGGGGGCAGGAAUGAGCUGAGGCAGGUGCUGCCCUCUGUGGAGCGCUACUGUCCCAAGAGGAACAAAUGGAUGUUUGUCCAACCCUUCGACCGCUCACUGUCAUGCCACGCCGGCUGUGUGGCUGACAACCUGCUCUGGGUCUCAGGUGGGGUGACAAACACAGCUCAGUACCAGAAUCGACUGAUGGUGUACGACCCAGAACAGGACCAGUGGUUGGCCCGCAGUCCCAUGUUGCAGAGGCGAGUUUACCACGUCAUGGCGGCGGUGAGGAGGCAGCUCUACGUGCUAGGUGGGAACGACCUGGACUACAACAAUGACCGCAUCCUGGUCCGUCACAUCGACUCCUACAACAUGGACCUGGACCAAUGGACGCGCUGCUCCUUCAGCCUCCUCACGGGUCAAAAUGAGUCCGGAGUUGCCGUCCAUGAUGACAGGAUCUAUUUGGUUGGAGGAUACUCCAUUUGGACCAACGAGCCUCUGGCAUGCAUUCAGGUGCUGGAUCUGAGCACAGAGGGGAAGGAGGAGGUUUUCUACGGGCCAACACUGCCAUUCGCCUCCAAUGGAAUAGCUACUUGUUUCCUCCCUGCUCCUUACUUCACCUGCCCAAACCUACAGACUCUACAAGUACCCCAUCACAGGAUAGGUGCCGUUUAAACCACUGAUGAACAAAACGUCAGAAAACAUGAACACAUAUCCAGAGAAUGGAGGAGCCUCAACUCGACUCUGGACCUUCAGUAUUUCAGUAUGUGACGUGACAAAAAUGUACCCGAUCAACGUAAUCAUUCUGGAACCUGCCAUCACUGUCACACAAGUGUACAGGGAUUUCUCUGAGACCCAAAUGUAAUAACAGUACUUUCCUGAUUUACAAGAGCCAUGUCAUUCUGCAAGCUUCUAGGAAACUCAAAAACAAGCAGCUGUCACAAUAAUACAGCUUAUCUGUUGUAUUUCCCCAAAGACUGAGACACCAUUCAUGAUGUCCAGUAUGAUGCAAUGAGCAAGAAAAAAUAAGUCCAGAGGGAUUAUAAAUCUCUGAGAAGACAGGAACAAAAUGCCAGUCCUAUUACCAAGUAAGUGACUUGUGGUAAGUAGACAUUACUGAAUUGCGCAAUCGAAGAAGAAAGUGUUCUUUUUGUUACCCAUUAUAGGGCUAUAGGAGCUUUUCUAGCUAAAAUCACUGUAUAACAUUUCCAUCAAACCUCUAUAAUCACUUCGGUGGCCUGAAGAACAUGUGCAGGAUGUUUUUCAAGAUAUAGAGGACAAAGCCUGUUUUCUCAUCGACUCUUAAGUGUCAAGAGCCUGAGGCUGAAGCUCAUCAGUGCAUAAAUGACCAUGUGAUUUUUUAUUUAUUCAAAUAAGGUAAAAAAUUACUUGAUUUUACUGCAGCAGCAGUGACACACUACUUUAUGUGUGUAUUGACCCAUGUAAGUGAGUGUGAGAUUUUUAUUAUGCUCAGGACCUAAGACUGUUUAUGUUCAAAUGAAUGUCUGGUCAUUGUCAUCAUUCAGAGAGUAUCUGUUGAAUAUUCUCCAGUGUUGUAUAUGAUAUUCUAUGAUAUAUAUGAUAACACUCCAUUAUGCUGAUUUUCAACACUUUGACCAAAAGAGAGAAAAUGCGUCUGUCCAAAACAUGCGUCUGAAAGAAUACAUGGGCAAUUUUCAGAAUAAAGAAGCUACAUAAAUAAA
Siniperca chuatsi (mandarin fish) is the source of this 3187-nucleotide messenger RNA. It is a transcript of the gene klhl32, whose product is annotated as kelch-like family member 32. The record is from RefSeq and is a predicted model, not a curated record. Lineage: Eukaryota; Metazoa; Chordata; Actinopteri; Centrarchiformes; Sinipercidae. Gene Ontology annotation, molecular function: protein binding. The transcript is spliced from 11 exons. The coding region runs from base 297 to 2159 and encodes 620 amino acids.